UACAGUUAAGCUUUGAGAUUGCUUACCUAACGAAAAGUAUGAUUAUGUGUCGAGAAGUUCUGAAUAACGAUUUUUCAACGUUUAAUAAAAGCGGUAUUUAUAUUCACACCAUAAGUUAUAUUAAAAAGGGGCGACUUUGAUCCAAAUUGAGAUCGACGAAAUUGCGAAAUAGAUCAUAAUGAUUCAAUGAGCGAGAAUAGCUUAAAUAACAUCUCAACCAUUUUAGUCGCACGAUACAAAGUUUGUCCGCGAUAUUAUACUCGCGCGAGAAAUCUAGUUAGGGAAUUUGGACUUUUUGUUGCAUUAUGGCUGUGAACUCAUUUAGGUUGAUUGAACUUGUUCGGAAACAUCCUAUCUUAUAUGAUAUAACAAGAUCUGAUUUCAGAGAUCGUACAAAAAAAUCAGCGGUUUGGAAUAUUAUAGCAUCAUCCUUAGGUGUACCUGCUGAACUGUGUAAAUGUAGAUGGAAAAAUCUAAAAGAUGUAUUUGUAAAAGAGAAAAGAAAACUUGAACAACAUGUAAAUGGAACUUCAGUCAAACAUAAAAGGAAGUGGAAAUUCUAUGAUAAGUUGACUUUCCUGUGUGGCUAUAUGCCAGUGAAGGAAGUAGAACAAAAUAGUUCUGUUAUAUCUGAAGACCUAGUAAAGGAAAUGCAGCAAUCAAAAGAAAUGAUAGUUAUUCCACAUUUACAGGAAGAGGAAACAGAGUCACUGGAAAUUUCUCAGAACAGAGAUAUCUUUCACGGUAUAAAAAGGAAAUGUGCUUGUAUUUCUUUGAAAGGACCAGAUAAGCUCCAUCUUAUCUCUGAAGUAAAAGAUGAAGAAGGUCAUUUUGGUGAAACAGUUGCAGCAGUGCUGAGACGUCUGACUCCAUACCAGAGAGCUGUUGCUAAAGUUAAGAUUCAAGAACUUUUACUUCAUGCUGAAUUUGAUGAAAAGGAUGUUAUCCCUUCAAAUCCCUAGUGGUGAAAUUAUUGGCUAUAUGUAGAUGUGAGGUACAGCAUCAAUAACCUUUCCAAUUUGGUCCAAUAAACUUUUAUAACAUAUCUACCUGUAUAUAUAUAGCUUUUGUAUCAGUUUAUAUGUGUAUAGCUUGAUUACUGUCUUGGUUACAGAAAUUAAAUAUUCAUGUUAGAAAAUCGUUUAUUACUAUAGUUGUUUUAUACCUGCAUUAUUUUCCCAAGUUUAAUGUGCAGUUCAUAUUGAAAGCUUUUAUUCUAACUCUUUAGAUGUGACAUAUGUUUCAGUUUGCUUCACUGACUGAGAUAAAGUUUUCCUCAUUGUGUAUUUGUUUACUGUCCAUGACUGGAUGUUCAGUUCCAUAUUUAAUUUUGAAAUUGUUUAUGUGUGACAAUUGAGUGAAGUAGGAUAGUGAUUGUAUGCCAGACUUAACAAGGACACUUCUAUAGUCUAUAGUUAGAAUAUAAUUUCUUUUAGUGUAAUAUGAAAGAUGAUGUUAUAAUUUACUAGUAAUCAAAUGCUUUAAUAGAACCUUAUUAUUAUUAUUUAUAGUAAAUGCUAAAAUAAGAUUUGUAAAAACUU
This is a messenger RNA of Limulus polyphemus (Atlantic horseshoe crab), 1541 nucleotides long. RefSeq lists its product as uncharacterized. Gene Ontology annotation, biological process: regulation of transcription by RNA polymerase II. Gene Ontology annotation, molecular function: DNA binding. Gene Ontology annotation, cellular component: nucleus; transcription regulator complex. The record is from RefSeq and is a predicted model, not a curated record. The coding region runs from base 306 to 962 and encodes 218 amino acids. The transcript is spliced from 3 exons. Lineage: Eukaryota; Metazoa; Arthropoda; Merostomata; Xiphosura; Limulidae.